Molecule: messenger RNA, 3224 nt
Organism: Carlito syrichta (Philippine tarsier)
Lineage: Eukaryota; Metazoa; Chordata; Mammalia; Primates; Tarsiidae
Gene: TDG
Product: thymine DNA glycosylase
Biological process (GO): base-excision repair, AP site formation
Cellular component (GO): nucleus
Molecular function (GO): mismatch base pair DNA N-glycosylase activity
Source: RefSeq, a predicted model, not a curated record
AGAAAGGGGUAGGGUGGCGGGCUUGGGGGUGGAGCUCGAGGCCAGCCGCUGUCCGGUCCUGCCGGCGAUCGGGGUCCAAGUCUCCGGUACCGACGUGUCGCCGAGUGUCCGCCGCCGUUCUGCCGACCCCAUCCGCUCGCUCGCCUGGCGGGAGAAGCCGCCCGCGCCGGCGGCCUCGGGGGAUGGAAGCGGAGAACACCGGCAGCUAUUCCCUCCAGCAAGCCCAAGCUUUUUAUAUGUUUCCAUUUCAACAAAUGAUGACUGAAGCUCCUAACAUGGCGGUUAUGAAUGAACAACAAAUGCCAACAGAAGUCCCAGUCUUAGCUCCUGCUCAGGAACCUGUUCAAGAGGCUCCAAAACGAAGGAAAAGAAAACCCAGAACAACAGAACCAGAAGAACCAGUGGAACCCAAAAAGCCUGCUCAAUCAAAAAAAUCUGGCAAGUCCAAAAAGUCAAAAGAAAAGCAAGAAAAAAUUACAGACACGUUUAAAGUGAAAAGAAAAGUAGAUCGUUUUAAUGGUGUUUCAGAGGCUGAACUUUUGACCAAGACUCUCCCUGAUAUUUUGACUUUCAACCUGGACAUUGUCAUUAUUGGCAUAAACCCGGGACUAAUGGCUGCUUACAAAGGACAUCAUUACCCUGGACCUGGAAACCAUUUUUGGAAGUGUUUGUUUAUGUCAGGGCUGAGUGAAGUUCAGCACCAUAUGGAUGAUCACACUUUACCUGGGAAGUACGGUAUUGGAUUUACCAAUAUGGUGGAGAGGACGACACCAGGCAGCAAAGAUCUGUCCAGUAAAGAAUUUCGUGAAGGAGGACGUAUUCUAGUACAGAAAUUACAGAAAUAUCAGCCACGAAUAGCAGUGUUUAAUGGAAAAUGUAUUUAUGAAAUUUUUAGUAAAGAAGUUUUUGGAGUAAAGGUUAAGAACUUGGAAUUUGGGCUUCAGCCCCAUAAGAUUCCAGACACAGAAACUCUGUGCUAUGUAAUGCCAUCAUCCAGUGCAAGAUGUGCUCAGUUUCCUCGAGCCCAGGACAAAGUUCAUUACUACAUUAAGCUAAAAGACUUACGAGAUCAGUUGAAAGGCAUUGAACGAAACAUGGACGUUCAAGAGGUGCAGUACACAUUUGACCUACAGCUUGCCCAAGAGGAUGCAAAGAAGAUGGCUGUUAAGGAAGAAAAAUAUGACCCAGGUUAUGAAGCAGCGUAUGGUGGUGCUUAUGGUGAAAAUCCAUGCAAUGGUGAACCUUGCAGCUUCUCUUCUGAUGGGCUAACCAACAGCGCGGAGCUAAGAGGAGAAUCAACUUUCACCAACAUUCCAAAUGGGCAGUGGAUGGCUCAGUCGUUUACAGACCAGAUUCCUUCCUUCAGUAAUCGUUGUGGAACGCAAGAGCAGGAAGAAGGAAACCAUGCUUGAGAAUGGUGUUUCUCAGCUCUGCUUAAAUGCUGCAGUUUUAAUGCAGUUGUCAAGAAGUAGAACCUCCGUUUGCUAACUGAAGUAUUUUAUUAGCAUUUUACUCUAAUGGUAUUACUGUAGCACAGAACAGUUGUGUGGUAGUAUGAACUGUGUGAACCUAAGUAGCUGGGAAGGAAAAAGUAGGGUGCUGUAUAUUCGUUUUUGUAUUUGAAUUAACCACCAUUCCAGCUUUUUAUAUACUCUUUCAUUUAUGAAGAAAUUGGUUUUCUUUUGGGAGUUCUGUAAUUUUAAAAUACAACAGAGUGAGUAUUUAUAGUUGAUUCUUAACUGUGCAUAAACUUAGAUGCACCAUUAUCCCUUUUAUGCCUAAGAAGGGCAUGCUAAUAAUAAUUACCACUGGAGAAGAGGCACAUGUGCUGAUUUUCCUAGAUGAAGUUAACCCUCAGUGGAGUCUCCUUUGUUAGUUUUUAGUGGUAACUAAGGGUAACUGCGAGUUCCCUGAGUCGUGGGCACACUCAGACCUCUUUGCUUUACCAGUGGUGUUUGUGAGAGGUGCUUAGUUGUAGACAUAUGGAGUAUGGCCUUGCAGUAGCAAGACUGCCCUUACUGACAGGAUGCUGAGCCCUGGCUUUGGCCUCCUCAGUGCUGUGUAUUAAUCCUCUAGCAGGCAGUAACUUUUCUGUGAUAGUAGUAGGUUCCUGAGGACGCAGUAAACCUUGUAUAUUUUGUCACUUGUCUGUGUUUUACUUGAGACACAUGAAUUUGAUAGGAGAGGAACGGUGAAUUUCUCUGUCAGUAUCUAUCACCAUUCUAAUUUUAUCUUCGUUGGCUUUAAAAUGUGCCGUGACAAGUGGUAAGAAAUGAACUUUCAGGCUAAGCAACAGGAUGCUGGAGGUGCUUGAUAAUCUUAUUGAAAUUGGUGCUUUCUGUACAUGAGAUGUACUAAAACAUCCAGAAUUUUUCUUGCUAGAUAAAUCUAAUAAGCCGAUAAUUUAAAAAAUUCUCUGCAUCAUUGCUGUUUGUUACUAUGGACUAAGUGAACCUCAUGGGAAGUUUUGGUUUGAAGUAUGUACCUUUGUGAUUUUUAAUGCAUUUUCAUGGUGCUACAAAUAGUCCAGACUACUAGGGCUGGUAAAUAUUAAAACUAGGUAUUCAGAAAUGCCAUUUGUGUCCACCCUAAUCACUCCUGAAUAUUCUGACUUCAUACUUCCCCAGGGAGCAUGCUGAUUUUUCAAUAUAAAACAUUUAUGAGGUCCUUCCAAGAGGUUACAUGGUUGUUGUUCUCUUUAUACUAAGAGAAACAAAUUAUUGUUAUGACUCUUAACAUACUUUUUAGCUGUGGCGAUGAUGGAUUUUAUUUUUCCUUAAGUCUAGGUCAAACUGUGGAAAAGUCAUUUAUGUUAUUUAAACAACGUACUGUACUGCUGUUUACAUGGAUAUUUUGUGCAGGUGCUUCGAAGUGCCUUGCAUCAGGGAUUAGGAGCAAUUGAAUUAUUUUUUCAUGGAAUUGUGUAAAGCAUGUAACUAGGUAUUGCUUUGGUAUAUAACUAUUGUAGCUUUACAAUAGAUGUUUUUAUUUAAGUGGGGAAAAUACCUUUUAAAUUAUGACAGACACUAGAGAAUGCAGAUUUUCCAAGCAUACAAUCAUGAAUGGUGUUUCCAGUUAACAUGACAGAUGAGUAGUAGGUGUUGAUCUAUCCUGUACGUGGUAGUAUGAGACUUUUUCAUUAAAUAUUAUUGAAAGAUUUUUUUAAAUGCAUUUGAAAAGCUGAUGGUUUUUUACAAUAAAAAAUAGUAAGAAUGGUUAUCCUU